AUGGAAAACUUGAAAUAUCGUGUUAUUUACGAGUACGAGUUCCACCGUGGUUCCAGUGCUGCGAAAACGGCUCGAAUGGUUAAUGAUGUGUAUGGCGGUUGUAUCGCAAAAGAAAACAGUGCGUUUUUGGUUUCAACGUUUUCAUUUUGGAAAUUUCUACCUGCGGAACAAGCCCCGUGGCCGGCCGUAGACCCAAGUUAAUAAUGAAUAAUUGAAGGCUAUUCUGGUAGCGGAUCCAUUGCGAACCACAUCCGAGUUAGCUACAGGCUGCGGUGUUAGUGAUAAAACUGUUUAAUCCACUUGAAGCAAAUUGGAAAGAUUAAAAAGCUUGAAAGUGAAGCAAACCGGCAAACGCGCUUCAACUGCUGCGUUACAUUACUUAAUCGGCACAAUAAUUUUUAAAUCGAAUCAU
Molecule: messenger RNA, 412 nt
Organism: Diatraea saccharalis (sugarcane borer)
Lineage: Eukaryota; Metazoa; Arthropoda; Insecta; Lepidoptera; Crambidae
Source: the annotation of a GenBank genome assembly